AUGAAAAAGUCAGGUUGCUCUGGAUUCUACAAUCCGUUUUCGACCAUCGCCACCCUGCCAUCACCAGAGUCUGUAGUUAGUUUGCAAACAGCGCCUACUGCGGAGCAGCCCGAUACUACUGAUGGCCAUAAUACUAUUCGUUUGGCCAUACGUAAAUUAACAUACGCGCCAUACGAAAGCAGUCGGCCGCAGCCUCACGUUGAAGUCAGCCGGGAGUUCAUAAUGAGUUCAGGAAUGCUCCACAUGGAAGCUUCCCUUGACAAAGAAAUGUACUACCAUGGUGAAUCGAUUGUUGUCAACGUGUAUGUUCAAAACAACAGCAGCAAAAGCGUAAAGAAGAUCAAGGUAGCUGUUGUGCAAAUUGCGGACAUUUGUUUGUUCAUGACCGCAUCGUACCAAUGCGACGUCGCAAAGUUGGAAAGCGUGGAAGGCUUUCCGAUUAGCCCCGGCGGAACCCUGUCAAAGGUGUAUUCGCUAUGUCCCCUUUUAGCAAAUAACCGAGACAAACGAGGCUUAGCGCUUGAUGGAAAACUGAAGCAUGAAGACACGAAUCUGGCUUCAUCUACAAUUCUGUCAGAAAAAGAGCCGAGGGAAAAUCUCGGUAUCAUCGUGCAGUACCGCGUGAAAAUUCGCCUGACGGUCAGCGGUGCUCUUGGAGGAGAGCUUUGCGGUGAGCUACCUCUGAUUCUGACUCAUCCGAAGCCUCCAGCUUCUUCUGAGGAGUCAAUAAAA
Messenger RNA from Soboliphyme baturini, 732 nucleotides. The record is from the annotation of a GenBank genome assembly. NCBI's taxonomy places the organism in Eukaryota, Metazoa, Nematoda, Enoplea, Dioctophymatida, Soboliphymatidae.